CCGGAAGUGGCGCGCGCGGGGCCUGUGGCGGCUGUGGCGGGGUCGGGGCGGCCGCGCUUCGGGACCGGCGCAGAACCAUCAUGAAAAUGUUUACUUUGAUGCCAGGAAUCUAACUUCACUAGGAGCUAAUCCUCCAAUUACUUGAAGAUACCCUGUCCUUAGUUGAAUACUGGGACUCAUUAGACAAUGGGCACUGCACACUAAGCAGGGGUGGAAGACUGAAGCCCAUCUGGGGACAGAAUGAGUGUAAAAGAUGCUGACAGUGCAGUUUGCCAGGCAAAGGCAGCCUAUAACCUGCAGAUUUACCCCCAGCUCUCCACAGAAAGCGCUCCCUGCUGCAGAGUGACAGCGACCAAGGACAGCACCUCGUCAGAUGUCAUCAAGGAUGUGAUCAGCAUCUUGAACUUGGACGUCUCCAAGCACUACGUGCUGGUGGAGGUGAAGGAAUGCGGGGGAGAGGAGUGGGUGCUCGACAUCAACGACUCUCCCGUGCACAGGGUUCUGCUGUGGCCUCGCCGCGCUCAGGACGAGCACCCCCAGAAGGAUGGCUACUACUUUCUCUUGCAAGAGAGGAACACUGAUGGCACCAUCAAGUACGUGCAGAUGCAGCUGCUCUCCAAGGAGACGGAUGCCCGCAGGUUGGUGGAGCGGGGUUUCCUUCCGUGGCACCAGGAGGACUUCGAUGACUUGUGCAACCUCCCCAACCUGACAGAGACCACGCUCCUGGAGAACCUCAAGUGCCGCUUCCUAAAGCACCGGAUUUACACUUAUGCGGGAAGUAUCCUGAUUGCAAUUAACCCCUUCAAGUUCCUGCCCAUCUACAAUCCCAAAUACGUCAAGAUGUACGAGAAUCAUCAGCUGGGGAAGUUGGAGCCUCAUAUUUUUGCCAUUGCUGAUGUGGCCUAUCACACAAUGCUUAAAAAACACGUGAAUCAGUGCAUUGUUAUAUCAGGUGAAAGUGGGUCUGGGAAAACCCAAAGCACAAACUUUUUAAUUCACUGUCUCACGGCUCUGAGCCAGAAAGGGUAUGCCAGUGGUGUGGAGAGAACCAUCCUGGGAGCUGGACCAGUCCUGGAGGCAUUUGGAAAUGCAAAAACAGCACAUAACAACAACUCCAGCCGUUUUGGGAAGUUCAUUCAAGUCAACUAUUUAGAGAAUGGGAUUGUCAGGGGGGCUGUUGUUGAAAAAUACCUGCUUGAAAAAUCUCGCCUGGUUUCUCAAGAGAAAGAUGAAAGGAACUACCAUGUCUUCUAUUAUUUGCUACUUGGAGUCAAUGAGGAAGAGCGUAAAGAAUUUCACCUCAAGCAACCUGAAGAUUAUUUCUACCUCAACCAGCAUAACUUGAAAAUUGAAGAUGGGGAAGAUCUCCGGCACGAGUUUGAGAGAUUAAAACAAGCCAUGGAGAUGGUUGGCUUCCUUUCAGCAACAAAGAAACAGAUUUUUUCCAUCCUUUCAGCUAUUCUCUACCUGGGCAAUGUCACGUACAAGAAGAAAGCCACAGGUCGGGAUGAAGGGUUGGACGUGGGACCUCCUGAAGUGUUGGACAUUCUUUCCCAGCUCUUAAAAGUUAAACGAGAAAUCCUGGUAGAAGUGCUAACAAAAAGAAAAACUGUGACUGCUAAUGAUAAGCUUAUUUUGCCAUAUAGUCUCAAUGAGGCAAUUACAGCUCGUGAUUCCAUGGCCAAGUCCCUGUACAGUGCUCUGUUUGAUUGGAUUGUUCUGAGAAUCAAUCAUGCACUCCUGAAUAAGAAGGACAUGGAGGAAUCUGUUACAUGUCUGUCCAUUGGUGUACUUGAUAUCUUUGGGUUUGAAGAUUUUGAAACCAACAGUUUCGAACAGUUCUGUAUAAAUUAUGCAAAUGAGCAGCUUCAGUAUUAUUUCAAUCAGCACAUUUUCAAAUUGGAACAGGAGGAAUAUAAGAGUGAAGGGAUCACUUGGCACAAUAUUGACUAUACUGAUAAUGUGGCCUGCAUUCACUUAAUCAGCAAGAAGCCCACUGGCCUCUUCUAUCUUCUGGAUGAAGAAAGCAAUUUUCCACAUGCCACCAACCAAACUCUGCUGGCCAAAUUCAAGCAGCAGCACGAGGAGAACAAGUUCUUUGUGGGAACCCCAGUGAUGGAACCUGCUUUUAUCAUCCGGCACUUCGCUGGGAAAGUGAAAUACCAGAUCAAAGAUUUCAGGGAGAAGAACAUGGACUACAUGAGGCCGGACAUCGUGGCUCUGCUGCGGGGCAGCGACAGCGCCUUCGUGCGGGAGCUGAUCGGGAUGGACCCCGUGGCCGUGUUCCGCUGGGCCGUGCUGCGCGCUGCCGUCAGGGCCAUGGCCGUGCUCGCAGAGGGGGGACGCCAGAGGGCUCAGAAAACUGCAGGAGUGGUACGUCAAGGACCCAGAGUUCCCCUUGCUGAGCUCCAGAGAUCCAACACCCCAGUAGAAAAAGUUUAUCGCUCCUCAGUGCUUGAUUUCUCAUUUGAUUGUUCUGAGGAUUACGCUGUAAAUGCUUUUCAAGACCUCGUUCCUUUCCGUGAAAACAAGAAAGACAUGCAUGAGCAGAUCAUCGCCAGUAUUAAAGGACUGCCCUGGCAGGGGGGGGAUCCCUGCAAGCUGCUUCGGUCACUCAGCCGCCUUCACCACCGCUCCCACUUCAUGAAAAGUAGAGGUGUCAAACAAAAGCAGAUCAUUCCCAAGAACUUGCUGGACUCCAAGUCUCUGAAGCUCAUCGUGAGCAUGACCCUGCAUGACAGGACCACGAAGUCCCUUCUGCACUUGCACAAGAAGAAGAAACCCCCCAGCAUAAGUGCCCAGUUCCAGAAUUCACUUAAUAAGUUGCUGGAGACCCUGGGCAGAGCUGAGCCCUUCUUCAUCCGCUGCAUCCGCUCCAACGCCGAGAAGAAAGAGAUGCUUUUUGAUGAGAACUUGGUGCUUCAGCAGUUACGGUACACGGGCAUGCUGGAAACUGUGCGGAUCAGGAGGUCUGGCUACAGUGCCAAAUACACAUUCCAGGAAUUCAUCGACCAGUUUCAGGUGUUACUGCCCAAAGAUGCCAAAGCCUCUAAGGAAGACAUCUGUGCUUAUUUGAAUAAACUAAAACUGAAUGAAAGCUACUAUCAAAUAGGGAAGACCAAGGUUUUUAUGAAAGAGGCUGAAAGGCAGAUACUCCAGGAUACACUACACAAAGAAGUGAUCAGGAAAAUCAUCCUCCUCCAGAGCUGGCUCAGGAUGGUUUUGGAAAGGAGGCGCUUUCUCAGGACACGGCAGGCGGCCCUUGUUUUACAGGCCUGCUGGCGUUCCCGCUGUCUCAGGGUGGCCCUGCAGAGGAGCAGCGCUGCCGUCGAGAUCCAGGCGGCCUGGAGACGGUACCGGCAGCGGAAACGCUUCCUGCAGCACAGGAGGAGCAUCUGCCUCCUGCAGGCCCUGCUCAGAGGACACCUGGCACGCAAGAGAUAUCAGGAGAUGGCUGUAGAAAGGCAGAAAGCUGAAGAAAAGCAGAGAGAAAUGCAGGAAGAAGACAGAGAGGAUGAUAAGAGCAAGAAUGAGCAGAGUGAGCCAGCAACAGAUGAACUACCUGUGAAACAUGAAACAGAGCUGGAUCAGGCUGCUGGGGAUGAAGAUCAAGCUCAACAUGAACAAGUUGAAGAUCAAACUGUAAAUGAGCAAUCUGAAGACCGAGCUCAACGUGAGCAAUCUGAAGACCAAGCUCAACGUGAGCAAUCUGAAGACCAAGCUCAAAAUGAGCCAUCUGAAGACCAAGCUCAACAUGAGCAAUCUAAAGACCAAGCUCAGCGUGAGCAAUCUGAAGACCAAGCUCAGCAUGAGCAAUCUGAAGACCAAACUCAACAUGAGCAAUCUAAAGAUCAAGCUCAGCGUGAGCCAUCUGAAGACCAAGCUCAGCGUGAGCCAUCUGAAGAUCAAGCUCAAAAUGAGCAAUCUGAAGAUCAAGCUCAAAAUGAGCAAUCUGAAGAUCAAGCUCAAAAUGAGCAAUCUGAAGAUCAAGCUCAAAAUGAGCAAUCUGAAAGCCUGGGUUCAUCUGAAAACCUGAACUCAUCUGAAAACCUGAGCUCAUCUGAGAAAGCCACGUUACCCCAGAAGAACUCAACAGAGGGCUCGGAGAAAGUCCCCACCAGCCGGGAGAAGAGGGAAUCCCGCCGGCAGAGGGGGCUGGAACACAACGACUUACAGAACAAGCACAUUCUGUUGUCCUUCGAAGGACCAUCUUCACUGUGCCUUGAGGAACAAACCACUUCUGAAGAGGCCCUGGAAGCUGUUCCAGUGCCAGAGAAAUCCACAGCUCAAGAUGAUACUGUCCCUCAGGGAGGCAGUGAGGAAGAGCAAAGUCCAAGUGAAGAGAAAGCGCUUCCGGACACGCCACCGUCAAGCGAGAUAAAGGAAAGUGGUUCUGCUCCCGAGCAACCACCUGUAUCAGAAGAGGGUGAUGUGGCAGCUGAUAGAACAAGAGCACAAGGGAAUCAGAGUAACCAAAUAAAAGGCAGCCAAAGCUUUAACUGCCCUGAAAGGCCCACGAAUCUUGCACUGAAUCUUCAUACCGUGCUGUCGGCUACUGGGAGCUUUCGGAGUCCAUCCGAGCCCUGGGCAGAUAAAAACAGACGUCCUGGUCAGAGGGCAACCAAAGACCUGGAUAGUCCCACUUCUUCUUCAAUCCAGAGAUAUGUGGAUAACCCAGAGAAGCUGAAGUACAAGAGGGAGAAGUGGAAAGGCAAGAGGCAGUCUGAUGCUGGUCAGAAUGAUGUGCUGAGUCAGUCCUUGGAUGGAAGGACACGUGUGGAUAAAUCUCCUCAGGAUCAGCUGGAGAAGAAGGGGAGUUCAGCUUCAUUAAGUGAUCUCUCAACACUGGCCCAGACUGUUGCCAUGAACCAGCAAUCACCAGAUACGAUAGAAGAAGAAAAAGGCACCAAGAAAUACCCUGUGCAGAAGAAGCCCAGUGACCACUUCCCUACCUCAGACACGGCUGCUCCUGUGCCAGCAGCGAGUCAGCAGGGGGAUGCCAGGUCUGCUUUUAAAAGCCCUUUGCGUAGACUUUUGGGGAAAAAGCCUGACAAGAAGAUUCCAAAGGAGAGCUCUGAUGUGAUUGAGGAAGGAGAUGGCCUCUCCCUUGUGUCUUGUGUCCUCUUUACAGACACAGGAGGUAGCCAGAAAGCUUCAGAAGCUUCUUCUGGGCAGCCAGGCCGCCCCCAGGCAGUGAAGGAGAACAGCAAAGCAAAGAAGAACAGGACCAUAAAGAUCAGCAAGAUCUCGAGCGUGUCCCAGAACUGGCGAGCGUCCAUGGUCCGGGAGAUUGCAAAUGCCAACGAGCUGAAACACCUGGAUGAGUUCCUCCUCAACAAGAUCAAUGAUUUACGCUCCCAAAAGUCUGGUGUCGAGUGUUUGUUUUUUGAAGCCACAGAGAAAUUUAGAGGGAACAUCAAGACCAUGUACUCUGCUCCUAAUGGACAAAUCCAUGUUGGCUACAAAGACCUGGUGGAAAAUUACCAGCUUCUGCUUACAAAUCUGGCCCAAAAAAGGGAAGAGAAAGAAAUCAAGCUGGUUUUGAAUCUCUUUCAAUCCCUUCUGGAUGAAUUCAUCAGAGGAUAUACAAAAAAAGAGGAAUCUGAGCAGCCCAAGCAAACCAAAGCCCAGAAGAAGAAACGAAAACAAGAUCGUGCAAUUGAAGAGCACAAUGGCCACGUGUUCACAAACUACCAAGUGAGCAUCCGGCAGUCGUGUGAGCACUGCUCGUCCUACAUCUGGCCCAUGGAGAAAGCCUGUCUGUGCAGUGUUUGCAAGCUGACUUGUCACAAGAAGUGCAUGUCCAAAAUCCAGAGCAGCUGUACCUCCUGUGGGAAAAAGAACGAGCAGGAUGCAGAGCCACGGCACUUUGGAGUGAGUGUGAGCUCCCUGACCAGCGAGAGGAACUCUGUCCCCGUGGUCAUGGAGAAGCUGCUGGAGUACGUGGAGAUGCACGGGCUCUACACAGAGGGGAUCUACAGGAAAUCAGGGUCAGCAAAUCGGAUGAAGGAGCUCAAACAGUUGCUGCAAGCAGAUCCAAACUCAGUGAAACUGGAGAAUUACCCUAUUCACACCAUCACGGGGAUCCUUAAGCAGUGGCUGCGGGAGCUGCCAGACCCACUGAUGACAUCAGCACAGUACAAUGAUUUCCUCCGAGCUGUAGAACUACCAGAAAAACAGGAGCAACUCUGUGCCAUUUACAGUGUCCUGGAACAGCUCCCACAAGCAAAUCAUAAUACCCUGGAGCGACUCAUCUUCCAUCUUGUCAAAGUGGCUUUGAUAGAAGAUGUCAACCGUAUGUCCCCCAACGCCCUGGCCAUCGUGUUUGCUCCGUGCCUCCUGCGCUGUCCGGAUACCUCUGACCCCUUAACCAGCAUGAAGGAUGUUUCAAAAACAACCAUGUGUGUAGAGAUGCUCAUCAAGGAACAGAUAAGGAAGUACAAGAUAAAAAUGGAUGAGAUCAGUCAGCUGGAAGCAGCAGAGAGCAUCGCCUUCCGACGGCUCUCGUUGCUCCGGCAGAACACGCUCUGGCCUGUAAAACUGGGGUUCUCUUCCCCUUACGAGGGGAAGCUGAGUAAAAGCUCUCAGGUGAAAGGAAAGGACAGUGGCACCUCAGAGCUGGACUCAGUGCAUGAGGAUGAAGAAGUUUCUGAAGCCGAUAACCGGGAAAAGGAGAUUCUCAUCGAUCGCAUACAGUCCAUAAAAGAAGAAAAGGAGGACAUAACCUACCGGUUACCUGAGCUCGACCAGCGGGGCUCCGAUGAGGAAAACGUGGACUCGGAGACGUCGGUGAGCACAGAGAGCCUGCUGGAGGACAGGCCAGGCCGGAUGGAUACCGAAGCAAUUAUUGGAUUACACUGCCGUGCUCAGAGCUCCAGCCUGCCUGCCAAAGACAUUUGCAAAGUGCCUUCUCUCCCGCAAACCUCUUCACAUUCCUACUCUGCACCCCUGGCUUCAAGGCGCAGAUACUCUCUAACACUGUCCAAGAUGAAAGUGCCCCGUCGAACUCCAGUGAUGCCAACAGCAAAUAUAAAACUCCCUCCUGGGAUGUUCAAAUGUACGGAGUCCCAGGGCGGGGUUCCUGCUAACGAGGAGUCUCGGGUGGUGAGACGCAGGGAGCAGCCAGCAAGGCGGACUGACAGCAUCCACUCGGUGUACAUUGCACAAGGGUCUGCACUGACCCACGCUCAGGAACUCGUGGAUGAAUACGAACCGACUGCGAAAGUCAAAAGGAGGUUCUCAGAUCCUUACUCUCACAUUCCCUGUAUGGAGGAGUGAAAUACUUCAGCUCUCUAGACUUUUUUUUGAAGUUGACCACAGCUUUUGGCUUUAACCCUUUGAAAGGCUGUAAACUUGUCUUUAAGUAGGUGCCGGCAAGGCAACCUGGAAAUGUACAGUACUGUAAAGGUUCAGCAAGGUUGUUUAAAGCAAAUGUUCUCCACUUUAAAUUAAAACCUUGAAAAAACCCUAAAAUUUAAUGCUGAGUAAAAUAUGUGGGUUGAGUGUACAGGAAACAAGCCCCCCCAUUCCGCUGCCGUGCCUUUUUUCAUUUGCCUUACAAUGGACUCUCAUGGGACCAACAGUGAGUUUAGGUCAAUGUGUGUUGCCUUAAUUUUUUUUAAUGACAAUUUUCUGUGUGGUUUACAGAACUGUUUAACGUAAUAGCCUUAACUGAGACCAAAAUGUAUAAAGAAGUUUAUUAAAACGUUGCACUUUUAAAAAAAA
Molecule: messenger RNA, 7725 nt
Organism: Myiozetetes cayanensis
Lineage: Eukaryota; Metazoa; Chordata; Aves; Passeriformes; Tyrannidae
Gene: MYO9B
Product: myosin IXB
Exons: 43
Coding region: 241-7278 (2345 amino acids)
Biological process (GO): actin filament-based movement; Rho protein signal transduction
Cellular component (GO): myosin complex
Molecular function (GO): GTPase activator activity; protein binding; ATP binding
Source: RefSeq, a predicted model, not a curated record